Molecule: messenger RNA, 2671 nt
Organism: Colletotrichum godetiae
Lineage: Eukaryota; Fungi; Ascomycota; Sordariomycetes; Glomerellales; Glomerellaceae
Exons: 4
Coding region: 302-2452 (716 amino acids)
Biological process (GO): regulation of DNA-templated transcription
Cellular component (GO): nucleus
Molecular function (GO): DNA-binding transcription factor activity, RNA polymerase II-specific; transcription cis-regulatory region binding
Source: RefSeq, a predicted model, not a curated record
UUCCAUCGGCUCCACCAUCUUCUCUUAGCUUGGCGUAGCUUCGUAGGCAGUGGAUCUCGACUUUACUCUCCCAGCUCGUCCAGACACGGGAGGUCGCCGACCACUUCCUCUUCGUCUCUCUCUCACUCUCUGCCAAGCUCUUCUGCAAACAUAAUCAGCACUCGUGCCUAUCACAUCACUCUUUUCCGGGCCGAAUACCCGAGUAUCCCAUAGUCCCGAUCCGUCACUCCGCUUCGCCAACGCAUCAUGGAGCCCGGUACCGAUCCUGACGCCGGCGCCAACCCGCGGCAGAGGGUGACCAAUGCCUGUGAAGCGUGCAGGGCAGCCAAGGUCAAGUGCCAGACCAGUGUGCAGCUGGGAAUAUGUCGAAGGUUUGUUGUGUGUGGCCACCCUUAAGCCGGGCGGUACUCCCCGAGCUGCCCCGGCGUAUAAGUCGAUCCGUCCGUAUGCUCACCAACCGACCAACCGACCCAGAUGUCUCGACUUCAAGAGAGAAUGCAUCUUCCGCACCGGGCCCAGGACCCGUCGUCCACGGCAGUCCAAGCAGAAUCAGGACACCCCUAGACCACCCCCUCCACCGGGGCCCUCAAAGACAUUCAGCAUCGACUUUGAGAUGCCCCAAGCAGAAGAAGCCGACGACCUUGAAACCCUCGCCGCGCGCCACGACAAGUACUUGGAGGAAUUUCUGCCUCCAGAGUCCGACCUAGAGUCCAUAGACAUGAUGUUCGGCCUCGACGCCGGCUCCGGCAGCGGUCCCCACUCGGCCAUCUCGUCUCCACCGUCCUCGGGCCCGUCCGUCUCGGUAUCGAGCUUCGGUCUCAAACCGCAGUUCAACCUAGACUCGGCCGAAAAGCUGCUGUCGACCUUCCGCGUCAUGCUCAAGCAUUUCCCAUGCGUGGCACUUCCGCCCGACGCAACAGUCACGUCCUUGUCAAAGACGAAACCGUUCAUGCUCCUCGCCAUUCUAUCGACGGCGUCUGCUACUAGUGCAUUGCAGGGUCACACCCUCUACGAUGAAGAGUUCCGCAAGAUCCUCGGUCUCAAGUUCGUGGCCGGCGGCGAGCGGACGCUGGAGCUCCUCCAAGGCCUGCUCAUUUACACUGCAUGGUACCCCUUUCAUCUCCGCCCAAAGAACAAGCAAGCCUUCCAAUAUGUGCGCAUGGCGGCCGAGAUCCUCCACGAUCUCGAGCUGAACCAUCCACCUCAAGGCGUAGGCUCACAAGCUGGUUGUGGGGCGGCGUCAUCGUCGUCGUCGUUCUCUACGCCAGAUCAAAUGGACGGUAUCCGUGCCUACAUGUCCUGCUACUAUCUGGUCUCAGCGCACGUACUGCCCUUUCUGCAGUAUUUCCGCCGCACGACUCUGACCGAUGCUAGAUUCGCAAUGGCCUGGGCCAAGAUGGCGAUCCUGGCCCUCGACUACACAUCGUGGACGGCCACCUGCUGCGAUCUGCUCGAGCACAACUCUGCGCUCAAGGGAGACCACACUCUCGCGUGGCUCGCUAGGCUGGUUCACAUUACCGAGGAAUCGGCUGCCAUCUCAAAGACUAUCCCACAAGGGGAGCAGGCGAAGCAGCAGGUUCAUUUCAUGUUUCUCGGGCUCGAGAGCCAGCUGAGGGAGUGGCAAGGCCGUAUACCAAGCAGCCUCGGCGACAUCAACUCCCUUACGCUAGCAAAUCUCUUCACCGAAAUGUUCCUCCUCGCUGGGCCGAUCUACACCCUCCGCUCAACAGCAAAAAUAGGCGACAGCGACCUUGGCCCUCCCAUCCCCGGCCCCCGCCUCGACAAAUGCCUAACCCUCCUCCGCACCCUCUUCGACUUCAUGACCAACCUCCCCGCCGCCGCCUUUGUCGAGCUCAGCUCCAUCGACUGGGGCCGCUUCAUCCAGGCCGUCAUCCUCGCCAUCCGCCUCUCUUUCCCGAUGCCGCUCUGUCCGGAGUGGGAUCACGCCCGCGCCCGCGAGCAGCUGCAGUUCGACUCGUAUCUCGCCCGCCUGUGCGCCAACAGCGAGGCUCUGACGUUGACGCCCGCGACGAAGAGUACCAUGGACGUCUUGUCGGCUGGAAAGGUUGUCUUUGCGGUCGUUAAGCGUAAGUACGAGGCUCGCGUCGCCAAUAUCGAGACGCCAGUGAAUAAGUUGCCGCGGACGAUUCGCGGGUGUCCGAUGUUUGACGGGAGUCUGGAUCAGUAUUUCCCGAUUUGGGACCAGGAUCUGAGUAGGGAUGGCACGCAUGGGCUAGUCACACCGGCGCCGAAUGGGACGCCUGUGAUGGUGAAUGGACAGCCUGUUUAUAAUGACCUGUGGGCAACGAUGGCCAUGAAUUGGCCUGAUGGAAUGGCUGGUGCCGCUACACCGGGGUUUGAUUUGGGACAGGUCCAGGAUCCGACGAUGAACCUCGAUCCCUCGUUUCAGGGGGUCAUGAAUCUUGGGCCUUCCCCUAGUGGUAGCGGGUAGUGGGUUUAAUUGGUUCGCAGCAUUCGGCGCUCGAUUUGCUACUAGUGUUCUAUUGAGCAGCGACAGCGAACCUUUUGCUUUGAAAUUGGCGUUUAGUUCCGGGUCUCUUUUUUUUUUUUUAGAAGGCGGGCGAGAUGUUAGCUUCAUCAUUGAUUUCGGAGUACGGGGUGUUACAAUCUGGUAGAAGAAUAUCAUCACUAUUGCUUCUAGAUUGUCAUC